Messenger RNA from Emericellopsis cladophorae, 3705 nucleotides. RefSeq lists its product as uncharacterized. The transcript is spliced from 2 exons. The record is from RefSeq and is a predicted model, not a curated record. Gene Ontology annotation, cellular component: plasma membrane. Gene Ontology annotation, molecular function: calcium-activated cation channel activity. Bases 1 to 3705 code for a protein of 1234 amino acids. Lineage: Eukaryota; Fungi; Ascomycota; Sordariomycetes; Hypocreales; Bionectriaceae.
AUGAAGCCAACCACGCUUCACCACCUCCUGUCGCGGAGUGUGGAAAGCCUUUCGCGACGGCAGGACGAUCUGGAGGGUUCAGCAGGCUCCGCGCAACAGGAUCAGGGCAUUGGCAUCGUCAGUUUCCUGACUGCGUUUGUCGUUGCGUCGAUCAUUUUCACCGUUCAAAGUGGUUUCUUCCUCCUCCUUCGAAAUAAGCUCGCCCGCAUCUUCAAACCGAAAACCUACCUCGUCCCUGAGCGCGAGCGAACGCCUUCUCCCCCGUCGAGCUUCUUCCCACUGGUGAAAACGCUCUUCUCGUUUCCCGAUCGCAAUGUCAUCCAUAAAUGUGGCCUAGAUGCCUACUUCUUCCUUCGCUACUUGCGCACUCUCCUGGUCAUCUUCAUUCCCAUCGCUUGCGUGGUCAUCCCCGUGCUGAUCCCGCUCAAUUAUGUGGACGGCAGAGGCAAGAAUAUUAACGUUAACGAAAACGAGUCGAAGCAGACUUCGAACGAGACCGUCAUUGGGCUCGAUACGUUGGCUUGGGGCAAUGUCAAGCCCGAGAACUCGAGCCGCUAUGCCGCGCACCUGAUAAUGGCCAUACUGGUUGUCAUCUGGAUCUGCACCGUAUUCUUCUUUGAGCUCAAAGUAUACGUCAAGGUGCGACAGGAUUAUCUGACAAGCGCCGAGCAUCGUCUCCGUGCUUCUGCCACGACGGUCCUCGUGAGCGAGAUACCUGGCAAGUGGCUCACCGAGGAGGCCCUUCGCGGUCUCUUUGAUGUUUUCCCUGGAGGCGUCCGCAACAUCUGGCUCAAUCGCGACCUAUCAGAGCUUCUUGACAAAAUAGCCCUUCGCAACAAGUAUCACUCGACCCUGGAGCAGGCCGAGACCGAUCUGAUCAAAGCAGCCGUAAAGGCUCAACGGAAACAGGAAAAAUCACAGAGCAAGAAGACGGCACACAUGAAUAAGAAGGAGAGAGCCGCCGAUGAUGCCAAAAGGGAUGCCAAAGCCGUUCAGAUGGCGAACAGUGAUGGGGGUAUCAAUGCUGGCGACACGCAUGAGGUCCCUCACAUCGACAUUGAUCCCGCGCAAGACACUCAGCAGGCAGAGCUUGGGCACGACAAGCAGGGGCACAAGGGCUUUAAGAAGCCCCUUCUCGGGGAUCCGCUCGCAAAGGUUGGCCUCGGUAUCAAAGGGGUCGUCAACAAGGCGGAGAAUGGUGUGAAGGGAGCUGGCCAAGAUGUCGGGAACACGCUGGAGACGACCAAUGGGUUUGUUGGUCUCACUGCCACACAGGAGCCCGAUCAGGAUGCGGCGCAUCGGCGGGUUUGUGUGCUCGGCCAGGGCGAGGUUGCGCCUAUGUCUUCCCCAUCGACUGUUAAAACGAACGGACACCACUCGCCGGCCAACUCCGAAAGCUCCCUGAAGCCGAAAACGCAGAAUGUAACCCAGGGGCCAGCUGGAAAUACGGUCCGCCAGCUUGACAACAUUGAGGACCAAUUUGUCCGAGAGGAGACGAAGUUUUGGCAAUUCUGGAAGCCUCCGACCGGCGGGUAUGCAUCACCUGUUCCUCAAGGGCAAGAGGCAGCCGACUACAUGACCAAGGAGGCUGCGGAUAAGAGGACACCUUGGCAGAAGUUCAAAGAGACUGUUCCGUUUCUGAUGUCUCAGGAGCUGGCGCCUGUUGAGUACAAGGAAGCGUACAACCCCGACCAUCAGGAGCAGGACGAGACCGGCGCUGUAUGGGAGAAGUACCUCAAGUCUAAGGAUCGACCAACCCAUCGUCUACCUCUUUUCGGAAACACUGCUCUGUUUGGACUGCCGUUCAUCACAAAGAAAGUGGACACGAUUCAUUACUGCCGACAAGAGCUAGCCCGCCUCAACGUGGAGAUUGACGAGGACCAGAGGCACGUCGAGCGCUACCCUCUGAUGAACUCUGCUUUUAUUCAGUUCGAGCAGCAGGUAGCAGCUCACAUGGCCUGCCAGAGUACGAUGCACCACCUACCGAAGCACAUGUCGCCUCGCAUAGUGGAGAUUUCGCCUCGCGACGUUAUUUGGGAAAACAUGGCCAUGUCAUGGUGGCAGAAGUGGGCUCGUUCCUUUGGCGUCGUCAGUCUCAUUGUUGCCAUGGUCAUUCUUUGGGCCACUCCCGUUGCGUUCACCGCGACCCUUGGCCAGCUGGAUGAGCUCAUUGCGAAGAACGAAUGGCUGUACUGGUUGGACUCCAAUGAUACAGUCAGAACGGUCGCCGAAGCUGUCGCUGGUGUCUUACCCGCUGCGCUGCUCGCGGUCAUGCUCAUCCUCGUGCCGAUCAUCUUUGGUUUCUUUGGGGAGUUUAGGGGUGCCAAGACCGGUGCGCAAAAGGCCGAAUUUGUGCAGAUCUUCUACUUCUUCUUCCUAUUCGUUCAAGUCUUCCUCAUUGUUUCGGUGGCGUCAUUCUUUGCCGCUAGCAUUGACAAGCUGGUCCAGAGCUUCGAAGAGCUGAGCAGUGUUUCGGCUGUGCUUAACUUGCUGGCCAUCAACCUCCCCAAAGCUGCCAACUAUUUCUUCUCUUACAUGAUUCUGCAGGCCCUAUCCACCAGUUCCGGCACAUUGCUGCAAAUUGGCACACUAUUUAUCUGGUUCAUCUUGGCUCGCAUCAUGGACAGCACUGCCCGCGCCAAAUGGCGCAGGAACACGACGCUGAAUUCGGUGAACUGGGGCAAGUUCUUCCCCGUUUAUACCAACUUUGCCUGCAUUGGAAUCAUCUACAGCAUCAUCGCCCCUCUGAUAUCCAUAUUCGCCAUCAUUACUUUCAGUCUGCUCUGGCUUGCCCAGAGAUACAGUAUGCUUUAUGUGACUCGCUUCGAGCACGACACAGGCGGUGUUCUGUACCCCCGCGCGAUCAACCAGACAUUCACCGGUAUCUACUUCAUGGAAGUAUGCGUUGCGGGUCUAUUCUUCAUUGUGGAGGACCCAAAUGGCAAGAAUGUUUGCACGCCGCAUGGUGUCGUCAUGCUAGUCGUGGUGGGCUUCACCGUGCUGUAUCAGAUCCUACUCAAUCGCUCAUUCUCUCCGCUCUUCCGUUAUCUGCCGAUCACGUUUGAGGACGAGGCGGUUCUGCGAGACGAAGCUUUCCAGCGUGCACAGAACAAGCGCCUCGGACUGGAGGAGGAGUACGACGAGGAGAAGGAUGGCGAGGCUCCUGGCAGCCCCAAUGGCGUGCGUACGCCAAGACUGGGUAGUCGGGAGGAAGAGGAGAUUGAAAUGGAGGAGCUUCGUGAGCGAAGGCGCUCGCACGCCGGCGGCAAGGGCAUGCGCAACCCGGUCAAACAUGUUGGCGCCUUUGCAAAGGCGGGCGGCAACCAGUUCCGCAAGGUCACACGCACAGACCAAAGGGCGGUCCAAUAUCGCAAGAAGCAGCAUGCCAAGGACCUCGAAGCGCAGCGUGCGAUCGGAGACGCGCUGUAUGGCGGGAUGAACGACGACAUUGAAGAUCUGACGCCCGACGAGCGAGACCUCCUCGUCCGCCACGCAUUCAAGCACUCUGCCCUGCGCGCUCGUCGUCCUGUAGUGUGGAUCCCACGGGAUGAUCUGGGUAUCAGUGACGACGAGAUUCGUCGGACGCAGGCAUACAGUGAGAACAUCUGGAUCAGCAACGAGGGUACUGCGCUUGACAGUAAGACGCGUGUCGUCUAUGGAAAGAAUCCGCCCGACUUUUCUGAAGUGGAUGUGAUCAAUCUGUAG